Molecule: messenger RNA, 1095 nt
Organism: Penicillium argentinense
Lineage: Eukaryota; Fungi; Ascomycota; Eurotiomycetes; Eurotiales; Aspergillaceae
Product: alpha/beta hydrolase
Exons: 1
Coding region: 1-1095 (364 amino acids)
Molecular function (GO): hydrolase activity
Source: RefSeq, a predicted model, not a curated record
AUGGAAUCGAACAUCCCUCCCGCACUUUCGCCGUCGCGGACGGAGCUCGCAAAGCGUGCCGGCAGGUAUCGCAUGCUGGCGUCGCUCAUGUCCUUCCUGGACCGGUACCUGUCGUUCCCAUUCCCUCCGCGCGCCUGCCUAAACAUCUCCAUUCCGUCAACGCUCAGCAAGACGCCCGGCUCCAUCCAGCUCUAUUUUUACACGGCCCCGGGAAAAGGACUCUCCCCCGAACGAACCGAACCCCAAGCUCCCAAACGACCUGUUCUCAUCAACUUCCACGGCGGCGGCUUCACGAUCGGUCACGCGGUGGAUGACGCACGCUGGUUCAGAGAUGUCCUGCAGGCAUACCCAGAUGCCGUGGUCGUGAGCGUCGGAUAUCGACUCGCGCCCGAAUAUCCGUUCCCUACCGCGAUCGAAGAUGGCGUCGACGCCGUACUGUGGUUGUGUGACCACGCCGAACAACAUGAUCUCGACCCCACACGCUUCGUGAUCAGCGGCGAUAGUGCUGGAGGGAAUUUGGCCAUGACGGUGCCGCUGAUGCUAUACAAUCAUCGAGUGAAACAAGCUCAAAGCUCCGGCCAACACCCGCAGACCAGAUUGGCCGGGAUUAUUGGUUUUUAUCCUCCGACGGAUUGGACCCGGACCCGCGAACAGCGAAACGCGACGAACCCAAUCGCCGCCCAGAAAUCCAUGAUCAAGCCGGAUGUCUACAAACUCUUCGACGACUCUUAUUUACUCCCGGAAAGUAUACCUAGGCAGCAUGGGACGGAAGAUGUCGACAUGUCCCAUCCUUAUCUCUCACCAGGUCUUACCCCAACGUCACUCCUGCUGGCUGCGUAUCCGCCAGCCGUGGCGAUCUAUACCUGUGGCUGGGACCCGCUGCUGGUGGAAGGUAAUACAUUCCGUGAGCGACUGCGUCAGCUAGCGGUCGAGGGACAGAUGGCGCAUGUGGGUGGGAUGGUGGUUGAAGAUGUCAUCCAUGGUUUUGAUAAAAAGCCUUCCUUUAUAAUGGGUAAUAAGAUCCGCGAUCGCAUGUACGGUGAUGCAGUUAGGCAGUUGGGAAUCAUGUGGGAUGGGAUGGCAUCGGAUGACUGA